Messenger RNA from Saccoglossus kowalevskii, 1506 nucleotides. RefSeq lists its product as uncharacterized. Gene Ontology annotation, biological process: signal transduction. NCBI's taxonomy places the organism in Eukaryota, Metazoa, Hemichordata, Enteropneusta, Harrimaniidae. The record is from RefSeq and is a predicted model, not a curated record.
AUGAGUGUGCCAGAGAUUCUCGAAGCUGCAAGUGGAACGGAAUCUCCCAAAACUCCCAGUACACCGACUGCUCCACGAAGCAGACAUUCUUUUGCCUCGGACGAUGCAUCGGAGAAAGACCCAUCGCCCCCUUCUACACCGAAGAAAGCGGUGCUGCAAAAUCGUCACGCCAAGCUUCGGUUGACGAGAAGCUACGACCCAAACGUGACUCGACAUCGGGCUGAUAGACCACACAGCUGCCGGGAACCCGAACACAAACAGGACGUGACGGACGACAACGAGCAUAGCAUACUGCGACCAGUGAAGUCACUGACGCUCGGAGGGGGGAAUAUUUUACACCAUAUCAUUGAAUCGGACUCUCCCAUCUCGUCGCCACGAUCCAAAAAGAAAUACAACUAUCUGCAAAAAAUGGCCAUGAUAUUUCACGGCCCCAAGUCCCCGUCGUCUGCUACGUCCAGCCCUGUGUACAGCGACGAAGAAUGCAGCGUCUAUAGUGAUUCCGAUUUUUAUUUUGACAAUACCUCCCCUAUUGCUUCACCCACAGUUAUGCACAGGGGAAAAUUGCCUUCGUCUGCAAGCAGUAGACUUAUCCCCAAGAAAUGGAGGUUCAAAUCGUCGAGUUCCAAAUUGGUGUCCUGUGCUACCGCCACUCUGUGGAGCUCCGAGGGUAAUUGUCGGUGGGUUAGUAUGAGUGGGCGUACUGUUCAACUUACAAAUACAUUAUUACCAUAUGUAUCUGACAUGGAGAGAAUUACAUUACAGAAAGUGGCAUUACAACGUCUUCAAGGAUAUGAAUUGGGAGUCAUUACAAUACCAAAAGAUUGUUCAUUGAAGAGGUCAAAGAAAAGUAACUUUUCAUUAAAAGGAAGAGGUAAAAACAGUAGUUUUUGGGAUAAUUUUAAAGACAUUGGCAAAGAAAACAAAGACUCUGGUAAUGGGCUUGUCUUCGGUAUCUCGUUGACGAAAUGCAUCUCCAACGAUAUCGCUUUGAAAAGAAAGCGAAGUACACAGCGGAAGGAAAGAAGAGAAAGCUUAGACUUGGCGAACACAGUUUACAGAAUAAAACCGGCCAAUGGAAAAAACAACGAAGCCAAAGAAAUUGUCAAGAGACAGGUGAUAGCAUCUGAAUCAUCGGCAUCCACAGAAAGUAACAAGUCUACUGCAAAUGCUAGCCUAUUAGACGCAUUGUCGUUGUCCACGUCCAGCAGUGACUGUCAUCGGAAAGAAAAGAGGAAAGCGUUAAUGGUUCGUGAACCACAAGUACCACAUAUUGUAGCUUCCUGUUUUAAGUACAUUGAAAAUCAUGGAAUAAGGGUUCUGGGAAUAUUCCGUGUUGGUGGUUCAAAGAAGAGAAUUAAACAGGUUAGUAGCAGGCAGUUUCUGUUGUGGAUAGGUGGGGGUGAGGGGUACAUAAUGGUCCAAAGUAAUACAUCUAGCAAGGGAUGGAAAUGUUCUCUUAACACUUUGGGGUUAGGUCUUAUAAUCUAUUUUGAACGAAAUGACUAG